Molecule: messenger RNA, 2208 nt
Organism: Chaetomium globosum CBS 148.51
Lineage: Eukaryota; Fungi; Ascomycota; Sordariomycetes; Sordariales; Chaetomiaceae
Exons: 2
Coding region: 1-2208 (735 amino acids)
Biological process (GO): chromatin remodeling
Cellular component (GO): Swr1 complex
Molecular function (GO): ATP-dependent H2AZ histone chaperone activity
Source: RefSeq, a predicted model, not a curated record
AUGGAGAGGAAGAGAAAGCUGCCGGCACGCGCCGCGGCGCGGGCUGAAGAAGCUGCGAAAAGGAGGACUAUGACUCCCCCAAAGAGAUCAGCAACUCCGGCACCCGCACCAGCACCCGAGCCUGAGCCUGAGCCUGAACCAGCUCCGAUCGUAGAUAUUGCCCCGCCACUUCCGAAAUCCAUCACCGCUGGCAAGCCACUACCUACAGUCGAUUCUCCCCAACCCGACGACCUCUCACGCUCCGAUUACCAGACCGUUACAGAGAGGCAUGGCAUCUUUGAGAAGUACUGGUCUAAGCCAACCAAGAAAAAGGGUGUCGUGAUCGAAGAGCCGAAUAAUCCGCCCAAGGAAAGCAUGACUAAGAUCGGUCAAGUCACCAUUACCGUCGAGCCACACGUCUUCGAAGCAACCAUGUUUGCUGUUAAAGACCCGAAGCCCCCUGCACCUCCACCCCCGACGGCUGAACGACCCAUUAUACAGUACGGCCCACCAAACGGAACGAUGCCACCACCACCCACGCCGACAUCAAAGGCGAUGACGCCCACAAACCCGUCAGGUCCCGUCCCAAGCACAACACAACCCCGGCCCGGGCCAGUAGAGACAAAACCGCCAGCUCCAUUACAAACCCCAACACAAACACCAACUCUGCCUUUGGCACGACCAAACAUGAACCAAGCAACGCCAGAUCAAUCAAGGUCUGCGCCACCUGUUCCUCCCAUGCCGGCAAGGCCAAUUGCUUCGCCGCGCGGAAUGGAGGCAGUCCUCUCACCUGGCACUGCAGCACCAUUGAACUCACAACCCUCCGCGGCUACACAACCCCAGCCGCCGCGGCCCACCCCUCCGCCAAAUCAAUCCCUUCCGUCAGGGCCGACAACAGGUGCACCGGCGGGUCCACGACCGGCAACCACGGUAGCCAACAACCCAGUGCCAAAUGGCACCUCUGCCACACCUGCUGGCGCAACGGCGAAACCCGCACCUGGCACUGAUCCGAUCAUCCUAAUGCUCGCAGAGAAGGCUGGGUCGGAUCCCCAACUCCGCGACCUUAUGAAACGCGUCGCGCAGGGGGAAGCAGCGAAACAUGAACUCGAGCGGUUUCAGGCCAUUAUUGACGCCAUCACCGCUGAGAGCAAACGAAAUGGAGGUACAUCAGGGCCGUCAGCAGACAGGCUCUUGGUUGAUGGGAGGACCGUGCGGUACUUCGCAGACGAAGUUCGCGCAAUUCUAGACAUCGUCUUCACGUCAAAUCCCAAACAAACCUCGGCCGACCUGCGGCCGCCGGUAGGGAGUGAUGCGCUCGUUGUCAUGCUGGUCAAGACCGCGCUCGACGAUCCCAAGACCCGCGAUAUAGUGCGGCGCAUCGCUGAGAACAAAACACAAUUUGCGGACGCCACGGAUCUCAAGGUCAUCCUCGACGGCCUGCGUACCAAGCUUAUCAAAGAGAAGGAACGUCAGCAGACGCAAUCACCGGUCCCGGCUUCGCCAGCAUCUACUAAACCCAAUGGUGCCCCCAACGGCUACACAGCCGUGUCUACUCCCGUCACGCAUUCACCCGCCCCGCAGACGGCACUUCGGUCCAAGGGUCCGCCGCCCCCGCCGCCAAAACCUGACAUCUCGGCUCUCGUAUUCGAGUUCACCGGCGGGACGGGCGACCGGUACCUCUUUCCGAAAUUCAGCCUCCUCGAGUACGUCCCGGUUCCCUCCGGGCAACAAGUAAUAGCCUCAUUUCUCCUCGUGCGGAAAGGUAGCAAGGCCGAGUACCCGAUGGCGGAUCCUUCGCUCGAUUACUACCAACCCCUAACGAUACGGCUUUUCACUCACGCCGGCCGUCACCUCGAGCAUCUCGCCCGGGUGGUUGCACCGCCAGAUGAGGUGCGGCGAUACAUGGACGAUGUGAUGGUCAAGAUGACGCGGGCGGAGUACAUCCUGCUGGCCAUGAGGUUGCCACGCCGCGAUGGGUCAGAGGACGACAAGGAGAACGAGCGGGAGGUCAAACAAUUAAAUGGCGGGCCAUUCAGGGACAAGGAGAACGGCCUUGAGGUAGUGCAGAAACCGGCACAGCAACCGCCUAGUGUGUUGUGGACUGCGAAACCCUCAAAAUCGGACAUGAAGGGCGUCGCAGGGAAAGGCAAGGCAUUCGGGAGGGUCAUGGAUGCCGACGACCACCAAUACCAAGGUUUCAUAGCGUCGGUCAGCCGCAAGGAGGUCUGA